UGUGCCUCCUUGUAUCUUCAUAACUGUUUGUUGUUGGGUGGUGUGGGGUUUUUUUUCCGCUUUCCCCGAGGCGGAGGGGAGAACAGCCGCCCCCAGCGCGCCUGCAUGGCUCCUCUCCCCCGGAGCGCCCCUGGAAAAUAAAAUCCGCCUCAGGCCAGGUGACGUGCCCCCGCCUCCGCGCUCACACACACGGGGAGCGGCAGAGGCGGGGGAGCGCCUUCCUGUGAGAACAUGGAGGGACCCUCGGGCCCGCCGGAGGAAGGGGAGCUGCCGCUCCUCACCGUCAAGCACGAGCUGAGGAACGCAAAUUUGACAGGCCAUGCGGAGAAAGUUGGCAUUGAAAACUUCGAACUCCUGAAAGUUCUUGGAACAGGGGCUUAUGGAAAAGUGUUCCUAGUAAGGAAAGUAAGUGGCCACGAUGCUGGAAAGCUGUAUGCCAUGAAAGUACUGAAGAAAGCAACAAUAGUUCAAAAAGCCAAAACAACUGAGCACACAAGGACAGAACGACAAGUGUUGGAGCACAUUAGGCAAUCACCAUUUUUGGUCACGUUACAUUAUGCCUUCCAGACAGAUACAAAGCUUCAUCUCAUUUUAGACUAUAUAAAUGGAGGAGAAUUGUUUACUCACCUUUCACACAGAGAGAGAUUCUCAGAAAAUGAGGUACAAAUUUACAUUGGUGAAAUCGUUUUGGCACUUGAACAUCUCCACAAGUUGGGGAUUAUAUAUCGGGAUAUAAAACUUGAGAAUAUUCUCCUUGAUUCUGAUGGCCAUGUGGUGCUGACAGACUUUGGUCUGAGUAAGGAAUUCCUUACUGAUGAGAAUGAGAGAGCAUAUUCCUUCUGUGGAACAAUAGAAUACAUGGCUCCAGAUAUCGUAAGAGGAGGAGAUACAGGACAUGAUAAGGCUGUUGAUUGGUGGAGUGUUGGUGUUCUUAUGUAUGAGUUAUUAACUGGAGCAUCACCAUUUACAGUUGAUGGAGAGAAGAAUUCCCAAGCAGAGAUUUCUAGAAGGAUAUUAAAAAGUGAGCCACCUUAUCCACAAGAAAUGAGUGCACUGUCUAAGGAUAUAAUUCAGCGUCUUUUGAUGAAAGACCCCAAGAAGAGGUUAGGUUGUGGUCCCACUGAUGCUGAUGAAAUCAAACAGCAUCCCUUUUUCCAGAAUAUGAAUUGGGAUGAUUUAGCUGCCAAAAAAGUAUCAGCUCCAUUUAAACCGGUAAUCAGAGAUGAGUUGGAUGUCAGUAAUUUUGCAGAAGAGUUUACAGAAAUGGAUCCAACAUAUUCUCCUGCAGCAACCCCCCAGACUUCAGAAAGAAUAUUUCAGGGAUAUUCUUUCGUUGCACCUUCUAUUUUGUUUAAACGCAAUGCAGCUACAGUAGAUCCUCUUCAGUUUUAUAUGGGGGAUGAGCGGCCUGGAACUGCAACUAUUGCCAGAAGUGUUAUGAUGAAGGACUCUCCAUUUUAUCAUCAUUAUGAACUGGAUCUGAAAGAGAAACCAUUGGGAGAAGGAAGUUUUUCCAUUUGUCGAAAGUGCUUACACAAGAAAACUAGCCAAGAGUAUGCAGUAAAAAUAAUUAGCAAAAGAAUGGAAGCCAACACCCAGAGAGAAAUAACAGCUCUGAAGCUCUGCGAAGGUCACCCGAAUGUAGUGAAGUUACAUGAAGUUUAUCAUGACCAGCUUCACACGUUUCUAGUAAUGGAAUUGCUGAAGGGAGGAGAAUUGCUUGAACGUAUUCAGAAAAAGAAACAUUUCAGUGAGACUGAAGCCAGUCAUAUUAUGCGCAGACUUGUUUCAGCAGUGAGCCAUAUGCACGAUGUAGGAGUAGUCCAUAGAGACCUGAAACCUGAGAAUUUAUUGUUUACAGAUGAAACUGAUAAUUCAGAAAUAAAAAUAAUUGAUUUUGGCUUUGCUCGUUUAAAACCACCUGAUAAUCAGCCUCUUAAGACUCCAUGUUUUACUCUUCAUUAUGCUGCCCCAGAGCUCUUGAAUCACAAUGGUUAUGACGAAUCUUGUGAUCUGUGGAGUUUGGGGGUCAUUUUGUAUACAAUGCUAUCAGGACAGGUGCCAUUUCAGUCUCAAGACAAAAGUUUAACAUGUACCAGCGCAUUGGAAAUUAUGAAGAAAAUAAAAAAGGGAGAGUUUUCCUUUGAAGGAGAAGCUUGGAAAAAUGUUUCUGAAGAGGCUAAAGAGUUAAUUCAAGGACUUCUGACAGUGGAUCCAAACAAAAGAAUUAAAAUGUCCAGCCUGAGAUACAACGAAUGGCUUCAGGAUGGCAGCCAGCUGUCAUCGAACCCUCUAAUGACUCCUGAUAACUUAGGCUCUUCAGGAGCUGCGGUGCAUACAUAUGUCAAAGCCACUUUUCAUGCCUUUAACAAGUACAAAAGGGAAGGAUUUUGUCUCCAGAAUGUUGACAAGGCACCUCUUGCAAAGAGAAGGAAAAUGAAAAAAACAAGUACAAGCACAGAGACACGUAGCAGCUCCAGUGAAAGUUCACAUUCUUCUUCCUCUCAUUCUCAUGGUAAAACUACACCUACAAAGACACUGCAGCCAACAAACCCUACAGACAGCAAUAACCCAGAAACCAUCUUCCAGUUCUCUGACUGAAAAGCAGAGAGUAUCCUGUCUUCAAGGUUUAAGUGGUUAUAAACUUGGUAGUACUUAUAUUGUCUUCUCCCACCCUUCCUCCCUGUGGCUUACAGGCUACAGGAAUAUGUCUGUUGCUUUAAAAAUGUAUUUCAGUCAUACCUUUUUAGCGUUGUAUGUCAAUACAUUUCUUUUUAGCAUUAAGUUUGGUAUCACUGGAUAUGGUGUAAUACUAUUAUACAACCAACAUUGUAUUCUCUUAGGGCUAAAUUACUAGUGUGCAGUCAAGCUCAAGUUUAAAGAGCUAUGCUGCUCAUGGUACAGCUUGGAGGAAGACUGUUUCUCAGUGUCAGAAUCUUCCUCCCAGGUUCUUCCCCACUGUUCAAAGAAAGGAAAGCUCUGUAACAUGUAUAGAACUCUGGGAUCUUCUGCCUUUACCCAGCUGUGAGAAGAAUGUCAUAGAAUUUGAUUCUUCAUGCAUGUAAGGAAUCAUUGGUACAAUGCACCAAAGCAGUAAAGUACUUUAAGGCCUUUUAAAUUUGUGGUUACAUUCUAUCCCUUUUAUUUGAAUUUUAAGACUAAAAUGAAGCGUUAUGGAACUCUUAAGUUGUUUUUAAAAGUAACUCCAUAUAUCUUGUUCUAAACAACUGGGAAUAUGUCUUAGAUUUUUUUUUUUAUUUAUUUAAUUUUAAAAAAACAUCUAGGGUAAAAGAUGAGGUGAGGUGUCUAGUACUGUGAUAAAAUAAUUUUUAUUUCUACUUUUUGAAGUUAGUAACUUUCAAAAUGUUUUACAGAUUCUAAAAUGUAAUGCUAUAAGAGAAAGUGAAAUUUCAUAUUGAAUGCUUUGGAAAAUGGUCACAUGUUAAAAUAUCCAUCUCAAGUAUUAAUUAUAAUUUAUAUUUUCUUUUUAUAUUUACACAAUAACUUUAAAAUAUUAAGAUUUUUUUAAAGAUGAAAAAACUCUGGUUUCAACAUUUGUUAUUAGAGGGUCCACACAAAAUGUAUACCAAGUUAUUUGAAUUUUGCAUUGUGCAGAUAUGGCAGUUUAAUAGUGACUGUAAAAUAUUAGAAUAUAUGUUUUCUUUUUUGCACUUUAUAACAUCAAAAGAUGUUUUAUAAUAAAGUGCACUCAGAUCUCUCUUCCUACAAGGUGCUGAGCACUGUUUUACUGGGUUGAAUGACCUGAAAUCCACUGUAUUUGGUGGUUGGGGUCAUUGUGAAGGAGAAUUCUGUACUUUGCAGGAGUGAAUCCCUGUAUAUUACCCACUGUUUUCAUUCCUUACUUUAAACUGCAAAGCUCUUUCUAUCUUGCUUUUACAUUGUAUAUAACAAAUACUAGACCUGUGCACCUUGUGUAGUGUAGAUGUUAACAACUUAUGCACUGGGAAUACUAAAGGGAAAUUAUAUUGAACACUGUGCUUCACAACUUGUUCACUGUGGUGUUCUACAGUGAAGUAUUUCCUACUGUGAUAGUAUAGUAUGUACAUAACUGUUUGGAAUCAUAAAUGUGACUUACAGAAACAUCAGCAUAAACUUUUAAAUCAGCAUAUUUUAUAAAUUUAUGGAGAGCUCUUUUAUUGCUCGUAUUCUCAAUGACUAGGGGUAACUUAAGUGCUAAAGAUGACUCCAGUUUUGCAAAUGCUUACAUGUGUAAGUUUCCACUGAAGUCAGAGAGACUCCUUGUGUAAAGUUAAUCAUAUGCCUGAAUUUGUGUGAUGGAAGACUAAUUGACUGGAGGAUUUUGUUAACAGCUUGCUCUAUUUUAAAGUAAACUUAAUCCAAACCCUA
Gavia stellata (red-throated loon) is the source of this 4368-nucleotide messenger RNA. RefSeq names its product ribosomal protein S6 kinase A5 (gene RPS6KA5). The record is from RefSeq and is a predicted model, not a curated record. NCBI's taxonomy places the organism in Eukaryota, Metazoa, Chordata, Aves, Gaviiformes, Gaviidae. Bases 232 to 2601 code for a protein of 789 amino acids. Gene Ontology annotation, biological process: regulation of DNA-templated transcription; intracellular signal transduction; protein phosphorylation. The transcript has 17 exons. Gene Ontology annotation, molecular function: protein serine/threonine kinase activity; magnesium ion binding; ATP binding.